Messenger RNA from Owenia fusiformis, 634 nucleotides. Lineage: Eukaryota; Metazoa; Annelida; Polychaeta; Sabellida; Oweniidae. The record is from the annotation of a GenBank genome assembly.
AUUGGAUAGCAACUAAUGUGGAUGCGGAUAUGACAGAAUUUUGACAGCCCUGUAUAAAACAAGAUAAUCCGGGUAACCAGAUUAGAAAACAUUCGAUAAUAGGCGAAGCACCCAACAUCAUAAAAGAUAUGAUUGAGUCAAUGAAGAUACUACUAAGUACCCUGAUUGUUUUUAUGGCCAUUCAAGACUCACAGGCAGUUAAAAGAAAGAAUCUGGCUGAAAGAUUCAACAUUGAAGCAUAUGACAUCACAUCAAAUCUCACAGAAAUUCAGAAAGAAAAGAUUCUGAACUGCACAGCAUCAUUUGAAGUUCUCCUGUGUGAGACACCAAGUGCUUGGUGCUUCUACCAUGCCAGAACCAUUGGAAUAUGGCCUCGUUGUUGCAUUCCAUUUAAUGAGACAAUCUCCCCUACCAUAACACAGAAGUGUCGGAAAGCAGUGAGUGUACUUCUCAAUAAGUAGUGGCAGUGCCUCUGGGUGUUUUAUUCAAGAAUGAUGUCACUAAUACUGCAGACAAAUCCAGAUGAUAAUCUCCGGUGAACAUAUAUCAUUGUAAUAUUUUGUACAAUAACCUAAUGCUGUAAAUAAAUGCCAUUUGUUAAAGUUCUAGUUGUGUGUAUUUGAGGCAUAGCAGG